AUGGCUACUGAUCGCGAAAGUAAAACCUUCCUCGCGAGGCUCUGCGAGCAGGCCGAGCGCUACGAUGAAAUGGUCAACUACAUGAAAGAGGUUGCAAACCUGGGUGGCGAGUUGUCUGUCGACGAGCGAAACCUUCUUUCUGUUGCCUACAAGAACGUGGUUGGCACUCGACGUGCUUCAUGGCGCAUCAUCUCCUCCAUCGAACAAAAGGAAGAAUCAAAGGGUUCAGACAAGCAUGUCACAACCAUCCGUGAUUAUCGCCAAAAGAUUGAGACCGAACUCGAGAAAGUCUGUCAAGAUGUCCUCGAUGUCCUCGAUGAAGCCCUUAUCCCCAAGGCCGAAUCCGGUGAAUCCAAGGUCUUCUAUCACAAGAUGAAGGGUGAUUACCACCGAUAUCUUGCCGAGUUCGCAUCUGGCGAGAAGCGCAAGGUUGCUGCAACCGCGGCACACGAGGCAUACAAGAAUGCUACCGAUGUCGCACAGACUGAGCUCACUCCAACACACCCCAUCCGUCUCGGCCUUGCCCUCAACUUCAGUGUCUUCUACUACGAGAUCCUCAACUCGCCGGAUCGCGCCUGCCACCUUGCCAAGCAAGCCUUUGAUGAUGCCAUCGCCGAGCUUGAUUCACUCUCUGAGGAAUCCUACCGCGACAGCACAUUGAUUAUGCAACUGCUACGAGACAACCUGACGUUGUGGACCUCAUCCGACGGCGGUGACGGAGAGGCUGGUCCAGCCGGUGACGCUCCCAAGGAAGAGAAGCCCGCCGAGACUGCCGCACCAACCGAGCCUGCGGAGAAGACGGAUGCACCUGCUGCGGCACCUGCUUCCUAG
Molecule: messenger RNA, 831 nt
Organism: Exophiala bonariae
Lineage: Eukaryota; Fungi; Ascomycota; Eurotiomycetes; Chaetothyriales; Herpotrichiellaceae
Exons: 6
Coding region: 1-831 (276 amino acids)
Biological process (GO): signal transduction; intracellular protein localization
Cellular component (GO): cytoplasm
Source: RefSeq, a predicted model, not a curated record